AUGUUUUCGGUAUUGAUAUCACCGAGAUUAAGACAGUAUGUCGUUAUUUUAUUUGUUAACCUGAGCGUGCUUACGACUGGUAUGAGCAUGGGAUGGCCGUCCCCAAUGAUUGUAAAGCUAAGAAAUGCUACGGAAACACCCCUAUACCGUCCCAUUACCGAGGAGGAGGGAUCCUGGAUUGUAUCAGUGGGAUUCUUUUGCUGCGUUUUCAUGAACUUACCGCUAGGCAUGUUACUGGAUUGUAUAGGCAGAAAAUACUGCCUGAUACUGAUCUGCGUGCCGAAGAUCAUCGUAAGCAUCUUCUUCAUCUUCGCGACAGACGUGUGGAUGCUGAUACUGGGCCGUGCUUUAAUUGGUGUAGGGGAUUGUUUUCUAGUUUCAGUGGUCCCUGUUUAUGCUUCGGAAAUUGCAACUAAGGACAUACGAGGCAUUCUUGGUACCUUCCAGCAACUCUUUUCAUCACUGGGCAUAGUCGUAUCGCUGACGGUUGGACCGUACACUUCAUAUAGCACUUUUAGUAUAGUGUUUGCUGCAAUAAUCUUAAUUACGAGUAUGCCGCUGCCCUUCUUGCCUGAUAGCCCGUACUUUUUGUACUCGAAAGGAAAAACCAACAAAGCAAUGGAAGUGCUUACAUUAAUUCGAGGCACAGAUCAAGCUGCCAAGGAAGAGAUUGCAGUGUACGCGACAUCGAUGAACAAUGAAAAAGUCGAUAAAAUGAAACUAUUUAAGAAUCGCCUUGUACUAAAAUCUCUUGGAAUAUCAAUAGUUUUCUGCGCGGGGUCGCAGCUUGUUGGUUUCAACGCUGUAUCGUUUUAUUUGCAAACAAUUUUGAUAUCGACCAAAACGAAUGUGAUGCCAGAGAUAGCGUCGGUGAUAAUGGGGUUGAUACAGCUUUUUGCGAGUUGCUGCGCGACUCUUGCGACUAAGAGGUUUAAUAGAAAAUACAUAUUGAUUUCAUCACUUACAGGCAUGAUGAUUGGAAUGGUUGGACUUGGCGUGUUUUUUAAGAUAAAAGAGAACACACAAGAAGUGUCGGGGUUCAUGAAUUACCUGCCUCUAAUAUCUUUGAUUCUCGUCAUCUACUGCUACAGUGCAGGCCGGGACUAUUUCAGCCGCCAAGGACUAGCAUACGUUGAUAUGUUUUUUGAAUCCACAGAUUGA
Molecule: messenger RNA, 1161 nt
Organism: Parnassius apollo (apollo)
Lineage: Eukaryota; Metazoa; Arthropoda; Insecta; Lepidoptera; Papilionidae
Source: the annotation of a GenBank genome assembly